Trichoderma reesei QM6a is the source of this 2616-nucleotide messenger RNA. RefSeq lists its product as uncharacterized. Lineage: Eukaryota; Fungi; Ascomycota; Sordariomycetes; Hypocreales; Hypocreaceae. Gene Ontology annotation, molecular function: tripeptidyl-peptidase activity; serine-type endopeptidase activity. The annotation marks the transcript as partial. The record is from RefSeq and is a predicted model, not a curated record. The transcript is spliced from 3 exons. Gene Ontology annotation, biological process: proteolysis. Gene Ontology annotation, cellular component: membrane; cell wall; cytosol.
AUCCCAGGUGCUUACAUUGUCGAGUUUGAAGACGGCCAUGAAGAAGCAUCACUGUUUAGCGACCUCCGGCGGCACGGCCUUGCUGCGACCAAGCGACUAAAUCUCAACUAUACCCUGUUUAAAGGAGCGUCCUUUCAGCUGGACGCUGUCGACUUGGAUCCUCAUUCCACUUCCGUCAGGAUCGCGACUGUUCCCUCGGUGAAGCAGGUGUGGCCUGUUCAACGAUAUAAGCGACCGGCCAAUACAACACUCAGCUCGACAAGCAGCGACCCAGAUCACUUGCCCAAUGUAUCGAAUCUGCAGCGCAGAGCAGCAUCGGAGAACGAUACAUAUGCAGUUCAUGCUCAGGUUCAAGUUGAUAAACUCCAUGCGGAGGGAAUCACCGGCAAGGGCAUCAGGAUCAGCAUCAUCGACACAGGAGUCGACUUCAACCACCCUGCUCUGGGCGGCUGCUUUGGCAAGGGCUGCGUUGUCAGCUACGGAAGGGACAUGGUUGGUGAUGACUACGACGGCAGUAACACUCCUGUGCCUGGUCCCGAGCCCUUGAGCACCUGCGACGGCCAUGGAACGCAUGUCACGGGCAUUAUCGGAGCCUUGCCAAACCCCAUGGGCUUCAUUGGUGCUGCCCCUGAUGCGACUAUUGGCAUGUACAGGGUCUUUGGUUGUAGCGGUGACGUUGGAGCCGAUGUUGCCAUCUCAGCAGUCAACCAGGCUUUCGAGGAUGGGACAGACAUCAUCACCCUCUCUCUCGGCGGAGCGUCCGGCUGGACAGAAGACCCCUUCUCUGUUGCCGUGUCCCGGAUCGUCUCGGCGGGCGUCGUCUGUACCGUGGCCAACGGCAACUCGGGUUCUGCAGGACUGUUUCUUGCCGGAACUCCAGCAAACGGCAAAGGCGUCACUGCAGUUUCUUCGGUCGAGAGCACUCUGACGCCAUACCUGGGAACGGGAGCCUUCGUGAGUACGGAUAACUCGACGGCAAACCAGACCCUCUUUGUCUAUACUCCUGGCGCUUUUCCAUUCCCCAACAACAUCACUCUCCAAGUAUGGCCAGUGACACCGGAAGUCACCACGGAUGGCACUUAUGGUGCUUGCAAUCCUCUCAGUAACAAGGCCCCGGCCGACCUCAGCGACAAGGUCAUUCUGGUCAAGUAUGAUUCUGCUUGCAGUUCGUGGACGGAGGUGAGCAACCUGCAGAAGAACAAUGCCACGUAUUUCAUGUUCUGGUAUAACAUAUCUGAUCCAACCGACAGUCCUUGGUCUAUCGGGGCUACCAGUGCCUCUGGUCUCGGAAUGACAGGCUACUCCCAAGGUGUCCAGUGGCUGAACGAGCUCAGCAGUGGCAAGGAUCUCUGGUUGACGUUUGUGGAGUCAUCGUCAUCCACCAAGGCCGGUGUCUUUGUGCCCAAUGCCAUCAAUCCCAACUACAUUGACACUUUCACCAGCUGGGGCCCGACGUGGCAGGCUGAUGUAAAUCCGUCCAUCAGCACUCCCGGCGGCACCAUCCUGUCUACGUGGCCGUUGCCCUCUGGAGGCUACUAUAUUGAUACGGGAACUUCUAUGGCCACGCCGGUUAUGGCCGCUAUCUACGCUCUCGUCAUGCAAGCUCGAGGCAUCCGGGACCCGAAAGCUCUCCUCAACUUGGUAUCGUCAACGGCCCUGCAGCUACCCUUUUAUGAUGGGGCAACGCUGUAUCCCACCGAGCUGGCUUCCGUAGCGCAGCAGGGCGCAGGGCUGGCUCAAGCAUUCAAGGCCGCUCAUACAACAACGCUGCUCAACGUUCCCAACAUUGCGUUCAACGACACAGACAACUUUGUCAAGAAGACGAGCUUCACGAUCCACAACACUGGGAAGCAAAGCGUUACUUACAGCAUUGGCCAAACGCCUGCUCUGACCAUGUAUACAUAUGGCGAUGGCGACAGUCACUUUCCCGCCCCAUUUCCGAAUCCCAUUGCCGAGGGCGCCUCAGCCAAGCUCUCCUUUUCGCACAACAAGAUUACGGUCGCGGCAGGUAAGUCGGCAGAUAUCACCGUGACGGCCACUCCUCCCAAAGGACUAAACGCCUCCGCCCUCCCCGUUUACAGCGGAUAUGUCACUGUCAACGGCACCAACGGCGAUGGGCUUGUCGUUCCAUACCUGGGAGUUGUCGGCAGCCUGGCCAAGCUGCCAGUGCUCGAUCCCGACUUCAACUACAUGAUCCACUACAACGUCUACUCGACCGUUCCGGCUGCUGAGAACACGACGUACGUUGUGCCCUAUCCCAUCUCGACGGCCGCACAGCCAAUCGACCCUCCACCGGACUAUCCCGCCCCCAUCAUUCAGAUCGACGCCGGCACGCCCCUCCUUCGAGCCGAUCUUAUUGCACUGGGCGAUACGGCUGGCAAGGUCAAUACGACCAAGGUGCUGGGCGUCGAUAUCGUCGGCAGUCUGCCUGGCUUUCCCCUUCCCUUCACUUCGAGGUCUUACUUCGUUACCGCGUUCACGGGGAUGACUCAGGAGGGGAUCAUUGUGCCUGAGGGGAGCUACAAGUUCCUGAUUCGGGCGGCGAAGAUAUAUGGAGAUGUGAGCAAUCCAGACGACUAUGAGAGCAUGCUCACUCAGACGUUCAACAUUCGGUAC